AUGGAUAAGUUAAUAGAGGGAGAGAAUAAUACAGCAACAAUAACAAAUGAUGGGGCAACUGUCCUUAAUCUUUUACAAGUUAAACAUCCUGCUGCUGCUCUUCUUGUUGAUGUUGCACAAAGUCAGGAUCUAGAGGUUGGUGAUGGUACAACAUCUGUAGUUGUAUUUGCUGGUGAAUUAUUACAAGAAGCUAAACAUUUUAUUGAGGAAGGAAUGGCUACACAAAUUAUUGUUCAUGGUAUAAGAACAGCAAGGGACCUGGCAUUGAAGCGCAUUGAUGAAAUAAAAAUUUCUCUUGCUGAUCAAUCCUCUGAGUAA
This is a messenger RNA of Eimeria maxima, 318 nucleotides long. RefSeq names its product TCP-1/cpn60 family chaperonin, putative. The transcript is spliced from 3 exons. Gene Ontology annotation, cellular component: chaperonin-containing T-complex. Lineage: Eukaryota; Apicomplexa; Conoidasida; Eucoccidiorida; Eimeriidae. Gene Ontology annotation, molecular function: ATP-dependent protein folding chaperone; ATP hydrolysis activity; ATP binding. Gene Ontology annotation, biological process: protein folding. The coding region runs from base 1 to 318 and encodes 105 amino acids. The record is from RefSeq and is a predicted model, not a curated record.